AUGGCCGCCCUGCCGCCGCACCUGCAGCAGCUCGCGAGCACAGUGCUGGCGCACGCGCAGCAGCAGCUCCACGGCUCGCGCCAGCACGCCCCGCGCGCGCCGCCGCCGCAGCCGCUGCAGCCGCCGGGCGAGCAGCGGGGCGAGCACACGUCACGCGAGGACGCGCCGGCGCCCGCGCCCGCGACGCCCGCGGUGCCCGCCGCGCCCUUUGGCGGCUCGGCCGCUUGCGACGGCGCGACCGCCGCGGGGGCGGGCCCCGCGGGCGCAGGGAGCCCGGGGGGCAGCUCCUUCCGCUACGAGCCGGCAGCGGCUGGGGCCCCGGCGGACGAGCAGCCAAGGGUCAAGGUGGAGGCGUGCACCGCAGAGGCCGCGUCGCCACUGCACGCAGGCGCUCUCGAGCUGCCCACGUCGCUGGGGACGCCCAGGCCGGCGGGCGAGGGGGACGCGGCGGAUGUCAAGGACGCGGCUGCCCAGCUCGGGCCCAAGCAGCCACGCGCCGCGCCUCUGAGCAACGGCGGCGGCACUAGCGGCGGCGGCGCGGCGCCGCAGCGGGCCCCCAUGCGGGCCGGCUGGGGCCACAAGGGCGUGUGCCAGGUGGACGGCUGCUUCUGCGACCUCUCGACGCUGCGCGAGUAUCACCAGCGCUACAAGAUCUGCGAGUACCAUCUCAAGGUGACGGCCAUCAUGCGCGACGACAAGCCGCAGCGCUUCUGCCAGCAGUGCGGGCGCUUCCACUCCGUCGACGAGUUCGACGGCGCAAAGCGCUCCUGCCGCAACCGCCUGCUCAAGCACAACGCGCGGCGGCGGAAGCGGGACCCUGUGACGGGCACGCCGCUCGGCCCGGCCGCCAACGGCGCCGCGGGCGGCAGCGGCGCGCGCAAGCGGCGCGCGGGGUCGUCGGAGGGGGACAGCGAGGAGGAUGAGGCCGCGCGGCGCGCGUGGGGCCGCGGCCGCGGCGGCGGCGAGGAGGGCUCGCCGGGCGCGGGCGGCGAGGGCGAGGAUAACGGCGGCAGCGGCGGCGGCGGUGGCGGCGGGGCGUGGGGGCUGGAUAUGCUGGCUCUCGUGGCGAAUGAGGGAAACGGCCUAGGCGCGGCGGGCGCGCCCGCAGCGCGCGCCGGCGACCCGGCGGCGCCCAACGGGGGCACGCGCGCGAUGAUCGCGGCGGCUGCCGCGGCCGCGGCGUCCGGCGGCGGCGUGGAGUCGGACGCGCUGCAGGCGAUGCUGGCUUCGAUGUUAGGGCGGCCCGGCGGCGCCGCAAUGGUGGCCGCAGCCGUGGGGCAGCUCUCUGCGCCAGAAGCCGGCGCUGAGGCAGGCGGCUGCCGCGGCGGCCCGGACGCCACCCCGGCCAUCGGCGGCGGCGGCGGGGAGGCGGAGGCCAACGCCGCGGCGGCGUUUGCGGCUGCGGGCUCGGUGCGUCAGGACGGGGCGCCUCUCGCGUCCUUGGGCGGCGGGGCGCCGGCGCCGCAGGCAGACCCAGCUCACCCCAACCAGGCCAGCAGCAGCGAGACUAAGCAGGAGGUGCCGAGCGCGACGCCUGCGGAGGAGGGGACCCCCACCAGCAGCGGGCUCAGCGGGAAGGCGCCAUGA
Molecule: messenger RNA, 1587 nt
Organism: Monoraphidium neglectum
Lineage: Eukaryota; Viridiplantae; Chlorophyta; Chlorophyceae; Sphaeropleales; Selenastraceae
Product: Putative squamosa promoter-binding-like protein19
Exons: 3
Coding region: 1-1587 (528 amino acids)
Cellular component (GO): nucleus
Molecular function (GO): DNA binding
Source: RefSeq, a predicted model, not a curated record